This is a messenger RNA of Varanus komodoensis (Komodo dragon), 1210 nucleotides long. RefSeq names its product metaxin 2 (gene MTX2). Gene Ontology annotation, biological process: mitochondrion organization. Gene Ontology annotation, cellular component: SAM complex. Lineage: Eukaryota; Metazoa; Chordata; Lepidosauria; Squamata; Varanidae. Bases 118 to 942 code for a protein of 274 amino acids. The record is from RefSeq and is a predicted model, not a curated record. The transcript is spliced from 10 exons.
AUUUCACCUUGUGCGGGUUGCAGCGCCGUGCAAAGAACGGGCGCCGGGCGCGCGAGCGAAGGGAAGGGGCGGGAAGGGGCGCCUGGAGGCCGCUGGAGCCGCCUCCCGCGUGGAAGCAUGUCGCUGGUGGCCGAAGCCUUCGUGACCCAAAUAGCGGCUGCAGAGCCUUGGCCUCAAAAUGCUGCAUUGUAUCAGCCAUUGAAAGAGGAACAAAUUUUGCUUUCUGAUAAUGCCGCCUGUCUUGCUGUUCAGGCCUUUUUGCAAAUGUGCAAUCUGCCAGUCCAGGUGGUUUGUAGGGCAAAUGCAGAAUAUAUGUCCCCAUCUGGAAAAGUGCCAUUUAUUCAUGUAGGAAAUCAAGUAGUUUCAGAACUUGGCCCCAUUGUCCAGUUCGUAAAAGCCAAGGGCCAUUCACUUAGUGAUGGGUUGGAUGAAGUCCAAAAAGCUGAGAUGAAAGCCUACAUGGAAUUAGUCAAUAAUAUGCUUUUGACAGCAGAGCUGUAUCUUCAGUGGUGUGAUGAUGCUACAGUCCAGGAGAUUACUCACCCAAGAUAUGGAUCACCUUAUCCUUGGCCUCUCAAUCGUAUUUUGGCCUAUCAGAAGCAAUGGGAGGUCCAACGUAAAAUGAAGGCUAUUGGCUGGGGCAGUAAGUCACUUGAUCAGGUGCUAGAAGAUGUAGAUCAAUGCUGUCAAGCCCUUUCUCAAAGGCUUGGAACGCAACUGUAUUUCUUCAAUAAGAAGCCAACUGAAUUGGAUGCUUUGGUAUUUGGACAUCUGUUCACCAUCCUUACUACUCAGCUGAUCAGUGAUGAGCUCUCUGAGAAGGUCAAAAGCUACAGCAACCUCAUUGCUUUUUGCAGCAGAAUUGAGCAGCACUAUUUUAAGGACCAGGAUAAAGGCAGCCCAGGAAGUAUCCCAGCCUUAAGGCAAAUGUUAAUAAGCUGAAUGGGUGGUGAUGCCAGAAACGAUGAAACGGAUCCUUCCAGUGCUCCUGUUGUUAUAGCAGCGUUAGCAAUGGCUUUGAUGAGCGAUGGGCCUCAGUGCCCUGUUUGAAGUUGCCACACCCAAGAGAAUGUGCUUGGGAUGAAGACACUUUAUUUAAGAUGAAAUCAUUGGAGUUUUUCAUUAUAAUAGUCGCAUGCCAUGUCAAUAUCACUCUAAAGUGUCCUUGAAAAAAAUGUGUCAAGAUUGAACAAUACAACUUAUGACGACA